Macrosiphum euphorbiae (potato aphid) is the source of this 555-nucleotide messenger RNA. The record is from the annotation of a GenBank genome assembly. NCBI's taxonomy places the organism in Eukaryota, Metazoa, Arthropoda, Insecta, Hemiptera, Aphididae.
AUGUACAAGUACACAGUCAUGAUCGCAGCGGUGGUUGUUGUGUUGGCAUCUCUGGCCAGCUCCGUUCCGGCCACUUCCGCCCAGACAGCGGCCAACAAAUUGGACAUGAUGUCGCCCGCGGCCACAUCGGUUCACAACCAACACGUCAGGCCAGAACACCAUUCAAUGUUCUUGUCCGAGGCCCAUAGAGAACAGUCGAACAAUGGCGGCAGCCUACUGGAGUCCGCUCUGUCCGGACUGUUCGAGGCGAUCAGCAUCCCGAAGAAGAUCGUCAGUGCCUUGGUCGGCAAAGUGUUCGGUCACCUCAAGUCCAUCAACCUGAAAGGACUCAUCAAGAUCGUUUUGGUUGGAGGCGCGGUGGUCUUAUUGGGAGCUGUGGCCGCGGCCGGCGCUGCCGGUAUCGCCGCCGUCGUGGCUUUGGUGAGCGCCGCACUCCCGUACUUCCGUUUCUUCUUCGGCGGCCACAAGGGCGAGGCAUCCGACUCCGAGAUGGACAACAUCAGUGAAUUCGUUUUGGGCGCAUUCAACAAGUACGACAGCCAGCACAAGGCGUGA